CGCCUGCCAUAGCUUCUCUCUUUCUUCCAGAAACCUUCGCCAUGUUUGAAUACACAUCGGACUUUCUUGAACUUUUCAAGAGUUUCCCGGUCUCUGUCUCUAUACUAUGCGUUCUCCCGUUCGUUUUGCUUAGUGGACCGGUCUCGCCUGUAAGUGGGGCGUACGAAUUUCCGGUUUUUCGGAUGCAGCAGUUUGACUUACACCACCCGGCCGGCUCCCGAAGUGCUCUGGUAAACAUGGAGGCACGCCCCAUCUCUGGCUCUGCAUUGACCAGACGUUGUGUGGUGUCGCGCCUCUCCGAGCUGUCCAUAGACCGUGUCCGUGAGGUUAUUGAACAGGGGGCUGGUGGGCUUCUGAUUCUCCUUCCGCGAGAUCUCUCAAAACUCAACCAGCAGGAAGUGGAGGAGUGGCAAACCCUAGAGAAGGAGCUGCUGUCCCAGUCUGUUCCUGUGGCUGUGUAUUUUGCUUAUGAGGAUGACUACCUGUUGGAUGUGUACAAGCAUAUCAAGGUUGCCAUAAAUAGUGACCAGGCAAAGUCUGCUUUUGAAGCCCUUCUGGGUGUAACCUCGGCCAGUGGAUAUCAGCUCGUAUCCAGUGCUUCAGAGUCUAAAGCCAGGAAGGAUACUACAAUUACUAGUAUUCAGGGGAAGCUUGCUGGCAUGGGCGUGGAUGAAAACCUCCCUACUAUUGCCAUUGUCGCUCACUAUGAUACCUUUGGCAUUGCUCCUAGUAUUGCAAAUGGCUCUGACUCAAAUGGUAGUGGCGUGGUAGCACUACUUGAACUAGCAAGACUCUUUUCAAGACUGUAUGCUGAUCCUCAUACUCACGCCAAGUCACAUUUAGUGUUUUUGUUGUCUGGUGGAGGUAAAUUCAACUACCAGGGAACAAAGAAAUGGUUGGAGGAUGGUCUAGACAAUCCAGAGCAAAGUGUGCUGAAUGAUGUGGACUUUGUGCUGUGCCUUGAUAGUAUAGCCAAGGGUGACACCCUCUUCUUACACGUCUCCAAACCACCCAAGGAAGGCACCAAAGCCUUUGAUCUUGUUGAGGAAUUCAAACAUGUAUCAGAAGCCAUGUUCCCCCAGCUCAACUUUUCCACAGUCCAUAAGAAGAUCAACCUUGCUGAUGACACCCUGUCAUGGGAGCAUGAACGAUUCUCUGUGCAUACCCAGAGAUUGCCAGCAGGCACUCUGUCUCACUAUGAGGACCCCACAGCCACUGGCAGAGGCUCGAUAUUUGAUGUUAGGUCCCCUGCACAUGAUUCCAAGCUAGAGACAAAUAUCAAAUUCAUAGCAGAAACCUUAGCAAGACACAUCUUCAAUCUAACUCACAAGGGCUAUCCUCGAAAUUUAGAAGUUUUCCAAGCUGGCCUUGAAGUAGAUAGUGAGUUUAUCAAGACAUGGAUGGACUACCUUGGAUCACAACCAAGAGCUGCACAGCUUAUACAGAAGGACCAUCCAAUGUUGGCUGGACUAGAAACAGUUUUGACCAAAUUUGUGAAAGAUGUUAAAAAGAUAACAAUGAAGGCUGAUAAACGAGACCCUGAGUUUGUAUUCUACGAUCAAUUUGAAGCAAAGAUGUCAGCCUAUAGGGUCAAGCCGGCUAUAUUUGACCUGUUCUUGGCUUUUGGUAUAGCUGCAUACCUGGGAAUCUUCUAUCUAGUAAUGCAGAAUUUCCCUGUAUGGUCUGACCUACUUAAAAAGCAAGUGGGUACAUUGAAAGUGAAGCAGAUCUAACAGCUUGGUACUUUCAAAUGAUGCCAGAGAAGCGUGUUAUAGCUACAGAUAAAGCUAGACAAUCUAAACUCGAAACACAAAUGAACCCUGAUGAAGAACCAGGAGUUGGUGUCAAUGUGAGCUAGGACGUGCAGAAUACCAGUCGGACUCCCUUUGCUCGUAGAUGAGCGGUGAGGAAGCGUUGAAAUCUGGGCCGAGCAAGUGUGACGUCACAUCUCUUAACCACCACAGGGAACCCUAUCAGAACGCGUGGGGUUAGGCUGUCCUAGAUGCUUUUACUUGGCCUAACCUGGAGGAGCAUUAGCUUUUCUUAUCUUUUUUGUCACAAAGCCCUGAUUUGUGAGAAUAUGGGUUUGUAAGCUAUUCUUUGACCAGUCUUUUUGUAAUAAUAAUAAAAUGGAAUAUAAUAGUG
Nematostella vectensis (starlet sea anemone) is the source of this 2145-nucleotide messenger RNA. RefSeq names its product nicalin. Bases 42 to 1733 code for a protein of 563 amino acids. Gene Ontology annotation, cellular component: endoplasmic reticulum membrane. NCBI's taxonomy places the organism in Eukaryota, Metazoa, Cnidaria, Anthozoa, Actiniaria, Edwardsiidae. The transcript is spliced from 18 exons. Gene Ontology annotation, biological process: regulation of signal transduction. The record is from RefSeq and is a predicted model, not a curated record.